Molecule: messenger RNA, 1730 nt
Organism: Aspergillus campestris IBT 28561
Lineage: Eukaryota; Fungi; Ascomycota; Eurotiomycetes; Eurotiales; Aspergillaceae
Product: phosphotransferase family protein
Exons: 3
Coding region: 21-1730 (569 amino acids)
Cellular component (GO): mitochondrion
Source: RefSeq, a predicted model, not a curated record
UGUAGGUCCUCCAACUCACAAUGCGAAUACAAAAGCUCCCUAUCCUUCAAUUUCCACGCGUUCACAAACUAGGUUCUCAAUCCGUACGAACCAUAACAGACUAUCAACAUCCACCAACCACCCACCCCAACAACGAUCUCUUCAACUACACAUCCGGAAGAUGGAUCUACAACGAACAACCCCGCCUCCUAGAACGCACCCUCCCCUUCAACAUCCCCGCUCUUAAAAAUGUCAUCGCCGCAGCAUCCAACCGCCCUUCCACCUCCAUAACAAGCCUAUCCAAACUCUCCGAAGGCGGCUUCAACCGAAUCAUCCAAGCGACUUUCAAAGAUGGCCGUUCCGUCCUCGCGAGACUCCCAUACCCAUCCACCCAACCAGAACACUACACUGUGUCCAGCGAAGUAGCCACGCUAGCCUAUCUCCGCCAACACGGGUUCCCCACGCCAGAAGUAUACGCGUGGUGUGCUAAUAAAGAGAACCCCGUUGGAGCGGAGUAUAUCAUUAUGGAGAAGAUGGAGGGUAUCCCUCUUGGGGAGGUUUGGUAUUCGAUGACGCCGAAGGAGAUGCAUAAGGUUAUGCGGCAGGUUGUGGAGUUGGAGACACGACUCAUGGCGCUAGACUUUCCCGCGUGCGGGAGUAUUUACUUUCGUAGUGAACUACCAGCAGAGGAGAUGUUUCCCUUGUCAGGGGAGUUUUGUAUAGGGCCAAUGGCACAUUAUAGUUGGUGGCGUGGGGAGAGGGGCGAUUUGGAUAUUGAUAGGGGGCCUUGGCCAUCACCAACCGACAUAUUCCGCGCAGUCGGCGAGCGAGAAUUAACAUGGACAAAACUCCACGCAAAAGCCCGCCAACCUUUUGAACGACUCUACAGAGAAAUCCACCAGUUUUCCAAAAUCUCCCCCGACAGCCACAUCAAAAACCUCACCGACUAUCUCAAGUUGGCACCCCAUCUCGGCUUCCAACCCGGAACACCCCUAAACAGACCCGUCCUACGCCAUCCCGAUCUCCAACCAAACAACAUCCUCAUCUCCGACACACACGAGAUUAUCGGGCUGAUAGACUGGCAACACAGCAGCAUCCUCCCCCUCGGCCUCGCAGCUAGCAUGCCAAAGCAUUUCCAAAACUACGGUGACCCGGAGUCUGAUUGUCUCAGAAAGCCUCAGACUGAUUUUCCGUCUGGCUAUGACUCUCUAUCCCAGUCAGAGCAGGUAGUAGUUCGAGAGACUCUCCAUAAAAGACUAAUCCACUUCCUGUACGCGGCUUUCACAAAUCGCUUCAAUAACGAGCAUUACGAUGCGAUCUUUGACUCCGCUGCUAUCCUCCGCCAACGACUGCUUGAAAGCGCGGGUGCACCCUGGGAAGGAGACUCUGUUUCUCUUCGAGCGGAGUUGAUCAAUACUAUCCACGCCUGGCGAGAAUUGACUCCAUUAUCAUACUCCGAAAAAGAUAUCCAAGACACACUGUCCCUCCACGCCCAACACCAAGAAGCAGACGCCGCAAUGGACCACAUGCGCCAGAUCCUAAACAUCGACAUCCAAGGAUGGGUCCCGAACGAGGAGUACCCCGCCGCGAGGGAUAAGGCAAGUGAAAUAAAGGCUAGAAUGCUCGAAGCCGCUGAGACUCCUGAAGAGGUUACUGAGAUUGGGGAACAGUUUCCGUUUGAUGAUUUCGAUGAGGGGGGGUUGAUUUUUACCUCUUUCCUCAGGGCCUCUCGUCAAAAUCUUAAAGCUUGA